Molecule: messenger RNA, 1894 nt
Organism: Homo sapiens (human)
Lineage: Eukaryota; Metazoa; Chordata; Mammalia; Primates; Hominidae
Product: nitric oxide synthase-like
Exons: 1
Coding region: 556-906 (116 amino acids)
Source: RefSeq, a predicted model, not a curated record
UUGAUUUUUUAUUUCUGAAAAUAUUUACUAAAUGGUUCUGUGGGCUAAGGUACAAAGCUACUAAUAUAACAAGAUGGAAAAUGAAUUCCUUAACACUACUAAUAUUAUAACAAUAAAGAUUUUUGUAGCAGUAAAUGAGUGGGUAUUACUGUCUUCCCCAGAAGCAAUCAAAAGAGUAUUUUAAAAGGAAGAAUCUUACAGUACUCCCAGACUGCUAACUUGGACAUCAUCUGAGAAGACAUCUGGUCCACCUACACCUGUCCUAAGAUUGGCGCAAGAUGUAGAAAACUUCCCACAGCAACUGUUAAAGGAACUGCAGCUGAGGAUUCUCAACCACCACAAGCAUCAGCAAUUAUUUCUGCCCACAUUAAGAAGAAAUGUGGACCUCAGACUGAGGGCUUUUCUGGGGACCAAGUACUACUCCACAGCUCCAGCUCUUGGUGGCAUGGACCUGGCUUACAAUCACCGUAUGCGGGACACAGCUCCUCUUCUGACUGCAGCGCACUCGGCCCGACGUGACCUCCACCCCUAGUGCCUGCGAUCUGACUGCCCGACAUGACCUCCACCCCUAGUGCCUGCGAUCUGACUCUGCCCGACGUGACCUCCACCCCUAGUGCCUGCGAUCUGACUCUGCCCGACGUGACCUCCACCCCUAGUGCCUGCGAUCUGACUCUGCCCGACGUGACCUCCACCCCUAGUGCCUGUGAUCUGACUCUGCCCGACGUGACCUCCACCCCUAGUGCCUGUGAUCUGACUCUGCCCGACGUGACCUCCACCCCUAGUGCCUGCGAUCUGACUCUGCCCGACGUGACCUCCACCCCUAGUGCCUGCGAUCUGACUCUGCCCGACAUGACCUCCACCCCUAGUGCCUGCGAUCUGACUGCCCGACGUGACCUCCACCCCUAGUGCCUGUGAUCUGACUCUGCCCGACGUGACCUCCACCCCUAGUGCCUGUGAUCUGACUCUGCCCGACGUGACCUCCACCCCUAGUGCCUGUGAUCUGACUCCGUCCUGGGUCUUAGGCUCUGGCUGCAGCCCUGCCCGCAGGCUCCAGGUCCUCUGCAAGGACCUAACUGCUGAGGACAAGCCCACAAGUGAGGAAACAGAUGCUCCUCUAGCUGACACUAAAGAUAAGAUGCCUCUAGAAAAACAAACUCCUGUUAUACAGGAACAGGAUGAUAAAUGCGAUAAGCUCCAUGUUUGUGGUAAUUUCCUACUUAGCAAUUUUCUCUUGCUGUGUCUUUUACAAACCAUAUAACAUAGAUAAACCUCUUAUUUCUUUCUUAGAGCCUUUAAUUUUGGUCAUUUUUCUCUGGGUCGAAUUUCCUCAAUAGUGGACAAAAGUCACCUUUUUUUCUUUUUUCUUUUUUUGAGACAGGGCCUUGCUCUGUUACCCAGGCUGGAGUGCAGCUUGUGCCAUCUUGGCUCAUUGCAGCCUCGACCUCCUGGGCUCAAGUGAUCCUCCCACUUCAGCCUCCCACGUAACUGGGACUAUACAGGUGUGCAUCAACACAAACCUGGCUAAUUUUUUAUUUUUUGUCGAGAUGAGGUCUCACUAUACUAAUUUAAGUAUCUGACCCAGGCUGGUCUCUCACUCCUGGACUUAAGUGAUCCUCCCACCUUGAACUCCCAAAGUGCUGGAAUUAGAGGUGUGAGCCACCUUGCCUGCCCACCUUUUUUUCUUUAAUUAAUAAGGUACUGCCUUCUGAAAAGGCCAGUGGUCCACAUACUAGUCCUAAACUAUUUUUAUUAGUUUCUUCAUUAAUUUACCAACAAAUAAUUACUAAGAUUAUUCUAUAAGGAAUAAGGAAAAUGAGAUUUGGGCAGAUGUUACAUUCUAGUCUUUCCUGUACUGCCUAAUUUUGCUGAUAUAAUUAAAAAGACUAAAAAAAUA